CUUUCCUUUCCCUUCUGUCUUUGUGACACCCCUACCAUAGCAACCUUGCGCAGGCAAUACACAUAAUCAGUAGAGAAGAUGGAUCCUACACCAAACAACAACGACCAGGCCCCCAAGUCAGAUACUGCGGAGAAGAAGGAUGAAAACACGGAGCAAACUCAGGAUGGAACAACGGGUUCCAAUCCAGAAAUCAGCAACGUCAAACAGAAUGACAACGACGAUAACAAUGAAGAGGAUGAUAACGAAAAUCGAGACAACCAGAACCAAGUAAACAACAAGCAGAAAGAUGAUGAUGAUGAUGAUGAUGACGACGACGACGACAGGUCUGAAAACGAUUCCGAGGCAGAGGAAGAGGAAAAGAAAGCACGUGGCAGCGCUAAAAAGCACACCGCUACCAUUGAAGAGUCUUCCUCAGAGUCUCAGCCUUCCACACCCAAGGACGAGGAAGCUCCGCAGCCCAAGUUCAUGCGCGACGAAAACAAGAGGAAGAAGAAGCAACGCAAUCAGGAGGUCGCCGAAAGGCCUCGUCGCCGUCGCCGUCCCCGCUUCGCCGACCAAGAGGAUUCCGAAGACGAAGAAGAGCCAAAGUCGUACCGCCAGAGGCAAGCGCUGGAGCAGCAGAAACAGCAAAAGCAGAUGAUGUUGAUGCAGCAGCAACAACAACAGCAGAUGCAGCAAGGCGGCGGUGGCGGUGGAGGCAAGAACCCACUCAGGCUGAGAUUAGACCUCAAUUUAGAGGUGGAAAUCGAGUUGAAGGCACACAUUCAUGGUGAUAUCACGCUGGCUCUGCUGUAA
Messenger RNA from Neurospora crassa OR74A, 795 nucleotides. RefSeq lists its product as hypothetical. The transcript has 2 exons. The record is from RefSeq and is a predicted model, not a curated record. NCBI's taxonomy places the organism in Eukaryota, Fungi, Ascomycota, Sordariomycetes, Sordariales, Sordariaceae. Bases 79 to 795 code for a protein of 238 amino acids.